Messenger RNA from Linum tenue, 1649 nucleotides. The record is from the annotation of a GenBank genome assembly. Lineage: Eukaryota; Viridiplantae; Streptophyta; Magnoliopsida; Malpighiales; Linaceae.
CAGCUGAAGAGUCUCACCCACGUUGCUUCUCUUCUCCUCCCCGGCCGCGCAACCAUCUAGCUCGCCGCUUCUUCACUUCCCACACUGUUUCAUUCUUCUCUUCUUUCUGUUCUUUCUCCAGGUGAGUUUUCAACUUCAUUUCUCUUCUCUGCGUACUAGGGCUGCCUAAAAUUUUCCAUGGCUGCUUAACCUGAAGGCCCUUGCUGUUGCUGGGGAAAUGGCCGUGGAAGAUCAGAAGACCAAUGCUGACAAAUUCACAUGGAGGAUCGAGAAUUUCUCGAAGCUCAAAGCAACUAAGCUCUGCUCUGAAACGUUCCUAGCUGGGGGUCGCAAAUGGUCGAUUAGCAUUUACCCUAAAGGAAAUGGCACCAUUUAUCUCCCUGUAUAUUUGCACUCAAUUGAACUUGAAACAAUGCCGGAUGGGAAGAAUGUGGAUGCCGACUUCACCCUGACUUUAGUAAACCAAAUCAAUGCUGCCUCGUCGCUCCGAAAGUGUGGCAAGAAGAAACCUUUCCCACUAGGUGGCAGAGGCUGGGGAUUCCCAUCUUUCGUUAUGCUCAGCAAACUUCUCAAUCCUGAUGAAGGAUUCAUUGUGAAUGAUACUGUGACGAUUGAAGUUCGAGUUUCUAUGGAACAAUUCACUGAUCAGUCUGAUAGUGCCAGCAGAGAAGCAAUGAACCCGGAACAGAGAAGCGCGGCUGAUGACCAAUCAGCAGCUGUUGUUUUGAAUUCAGCAACUGAAGGGCCUGCUACUCCAUUGUCGAAUCAGGUUGCUAGUCCUGCUAGCCUUGCUGAAACUACCGAGAGCUCGCACUCAUCACGAAGUGUGCGACUAACUUCAAGAAGCCUUGGAGCAGAAAUUUCACGACUGAAUAGCAACAUGAAGUCCUCUGGCACAGAUAGUACUUCUAGCUUACUGCAGCAGCAAAGGGAAGCAAUGGUUGAAUUCUUGAGCAUGUCACUGGAGGCCAUCUACCAUGCGGAUUCAUUCGGAGACGUUGAAGAAGUUGCCCUGCAGUUGGCUGAUCACCCAACUGCUGCAGUUGACAAGACGCAUCUGAAGGGGUUAUUGACAGAGCUCAAAAAGGGUGUCUCUGGAUCUAUGUCCGUUAUUGAAACCUCCCAUGCCGUCGAAGCUUCUUUGCUGCAGAUGAGCGAGGGAAUGGAGGCGAGGCUUGUUCACAGGCAGAAGCAGCUGAGCUGCUUGGAGGGCGAAGUUAUGAGACUUGGGCAGGAGGAAAAGAAGCUGGAGGCUGAAAUGUGGGAGAUCAUUGCUCGCAAGGCCAGAGUUAGUGAUCAAAAGAAGUUGACAGCUGAUGAACUGGAGAGCACGAGCCAGGAAGCCUCAAGGGAAUUGGAAGAAGUGAAGGAGCAAAGCAACAAGCGGAAGCGGGCUUCUGAGAACAGGUUGAUUGCCCAGGAGAAUCUUGCUCAGUUGAACGCGAGUUGGAAGCUUUUGAAGGACACAUUGGGGUUGUAAAUGAGGGAGAGACAUGGUCGGUUGGGAAAUUUUUUACAGGAUAGCGGGAUAGGUAUGCAGAAGUUGGUAAGAUUAUCAGUUUAAGGUGGUCGUGAAUUUUGGAAAUGCUUGAUGGUAAACCGAUUAACUUAUAGUUUGCUAAUGAAAAUAUCAAAAAUUUAUUUACCGA